Dothidotthia symphoricarpi CBS 119687 is the source of this 984-nucleotide messenger RNA. RefSeq lists its product as uncharacterized. The transcript is spliced from 2 exons. NCBI's taxonomy places the organism in Eukaryota, Fungi, Ascomycota, Dothideomycetes, Pleosporales, Dothidotthiaceae. The record is from RefSeq and is a predicted model, not a curated record. The coding region runs from base 245 to 622 and encodes 125 amino acids.
UCCGAAACCCGACACCACACGAUCCGCAGUGAGUAUCACACUCGAUUGGGUAGAUUGUCAAUACGUAUUUGACCAGAUAAUCGCUACAUUCCUCGGCAGCUAUUCGUAACGCAUGAUAAUGCUUGGAACUGAAAGGGAUCGAAGUGCCGUAAAGUACCACACCAAGUCUACACAGUGACGCGCAACAUCAUCGCCAGAAGAAUGCCGUCGCUUACUCCAUACUCUCAUAUACUCUGAACAUGUAAUGAUAACCGCAUCACCCAUCAUCUUUAGAAGCAGCACAUCCCACAUCCCUUCUCUCACCACAUAUCUCCCCAACACCAAAGCAGCCUUCUUCACAGUCGCCACAACCCUCAACAUACCCGGCUGCAGCAUCGCCCUCAACACCACCCACGCCGUCGUAUCCGCGCUGAAAAGUCUCCAAACCACAGUUCCGAACCUCAAGGCCCCUCGCCUCAUCAUGCUCAGCUCCGCGAGCCCAGAUGCAAAGUUCUGGCGCGACAUGCCCUCGUUCGUAUACUCGAUGUUGCUGAGCGCUUGUUCACACAUCUACCGUGAUCUUGCGAAAGCCGAGGUGUAUUUCACGAGCAAGAGUACUGUUCUCGUGAUGCUGGGGAGCUGACGCAUGAUGUUCAGCGGGGGAGUAUGCUUAGUAUGGAGAAGGAGCAUAUGUUUGUUGGCUUUUUGGGCCUGGCGGCUGCGAUGAUUAGGGCUGCGGAUGAGGAGGGCGAUAGGUGGGAUGUGGCACAUGUCAGUGUAUUGUUGAAGGAUGCGAGGAAGACUAGUUUCGAGUGGUGGGCGCCCGUUUAGGUGUCUAGGUGUUUGAUUGUUUGUUCCUUUUGAUGGGGGUUUGGAUAUGCAUAGUAGGCUGUUGUGAGUACCUCGGAAGAAACUUGGUAUCUUGACAGCCUUGAGCAUAAUGCGCAUUCAGAUUAGAGUAGUCGACCAUAGCUUCAAGGAAACAUGUCGUUUGGUAUACGUUGG